CAGACACAAGCGACUGGUGUCUGUGACCAGCACGCACAGUACGCAGAGUAGCAUAUUUGCACCAAGAGCAUCCCAAUCGCAAUCGAGUAUACUGCCCAUGACCAGCGGCGAACUGCCCUUUGUGGAACUAUUAGAGGAGAUACCUGAGUUUAUAAUAGGAACACAUGUUCACUCAGAGCCAGGUACAUAUGUUAAUGAUGUUGAUGCGGGUGUAGAUGAAGCACAUAAACCACAUAGGAAUACUACGGACGGGUGUGAAGAGAAAGGCGACAAUCACUGCCAAUUAAGCGAUCUAUCUACUGGCUCGGUGAGGACCAAAGCAAUUGCGUGUACACAGCAUAAUAGUAGAGCUGAAGAUGGCACAAGAAGCACACUUAGCUGUCUUAGUGUAGAAAGGUAUGCCACGGGAUCGUCUCCGAAGAGCGAAGUGUCCUAUACUAGCUGUAACACAUACAGGGAAGGGUCGGAUGCUAAUGCUACACUAAGCGGGAUCGCAGGGUUGGGCUUGGACAAUACAACUGAUACCAGUUGCAGGGGUUAUAGUGCAGAUGAACGUUUACUAGCCGGCAGUACAAUGCACGAGAGCACAGAGACUGUGAGCACUGGGAUAGGGAUUAAAGCAUUAGCUGGAGAAAUGAAUAGAGGCCUAGGGACUGAGGUAGACGUAAACAUCCCCGCGGCGAGUAGUUAUCUCUAUUUAGAACAGAAACAAACAGAUGGAAGCUCGACGAGCGAGGACCGAUGGAAGCGCCACACACAGGCUACACGUUUGUUGACCAGGCCACAGUCCACACCAAAUCAUAUAGGCAGUUUAUUGGCGAAUAGUAUCGAUAUGGCCAGUUUCGUACCCAUGUCUUGUAGGAAAGGGAGUGGAUAUGGAUACCGUAUGAAUGCCGUGGAAGCCUCUGAAAUACCAGCGGUGGUUGAGCGAGACAUUUCUGAUAUGGGGAUAAGAGGUUGGGUUGGGGUUCAUGCGAGUUCGAAUGUAGAGAAAGAGGUAUACUCAGGCAAGAGGUGCGAUAUAGGUUUUAGUCAAGAAUACGGCGAAGUUUACCGAUCGGAGGGGAAUGGUAAUAUAGCAGAUGCGGAUCAGUGGGCGGAUGACAGUUGCAAGAUAGGUCUUACCAUGCAAGGAGCGCUACCAGACGAUCUUAAUCACAACACGGUAGAAAUCAGUGCCAGUGACAAUGGUAUCGACUGGACUAAUACGACGCUAGGGAAGAGUGAGCGAGACAAGGCAAAAACCAAAGAGAAAGACAAAGAGAGGGGGAAAGACAGAGAGAGAGAUAGUAGUUAUGCCAAAGAGACAUCCGGAUUCUUCAGGCGGAUGAAGGGCAUAUCGAGUGCGGUACUGCCCAAGAUUGACGAUAUAUCGAUCAAGGACAAGAGCCCCAAGUCGGGCAUACGACCACAACUCGCAAGUGGGGCAAGUGGCGGUAGCAGUAAGUAUAAAGUUUCGGAAUUGAAGAAUUUAGGCAGUGACAAGGAAAGGUUAUGCCAGGAGACGACCGUGGAUUUUGAGGCUUCGUGGGAGACUAAGGAUGACAACAUCGUUCAGUACAGAGAUGUACUGGGUGCAAGCAGCAUAGAUAUGAUCGCUACGAGCAAGCACAUGCGCACAUAUAACACUGACCCGGAUUUAUUGGGUGAUCGGGGUAGAGACGAGGGAUGGGGUUCAUAUGAGAGAGCUCACGAAAAAAGGCUUGCUGGUCUUAAAAUAGACGAGAAGAGUACAAAGAUGGUUUCAAAACGACCUGCCUCCAGUUGCAGUCAAAAACGAAAGCCUGUGUUGUCGAACCACGAAUCGCUGCAAACAUUAGAUAUACAUUACUCAGACGGUGAGUUCAGAAGUUAGCGAGAGUUUGUCGGGUAUUUUAUAGGCUUUAAUUUAUAGGCGCCCCAAUCAGAACCAAUACGGCAAGCGCUGGAAGUUAAUAUAUGAAUGCAAUGUACACUAGCUGAAGGCUAAGAGCCAGUAGAUCAUAAAAAGCAAUAUACCCUCGCAGACUAUUAGAUCAUCGCACAGGUGACACCAUUCACUCGGUAUUCGUGUCUUAGAAUACCAUCAUCAAGCGUGAUGCAGUAGUCACUAUAUCCUGCUUAGCUCAGCCAAAUAAACGUCCAUAAACAGUUGG
Messenger RNA from Sphaeroforma arctica JP610, 2135 nucleotides. RefSeq lists its product as hypothetical. NCBI's taxonomy places the organism in Eukaryota, Ichthyosporea, Ichthyophonida. The coding region runs from base 98 to 1855 and encodes 585 amino acids. The record is from RefSeq and is a predicted model, not a curated record. The transcript has a single exon.